Messenger RNA from Nicotiana attenuata, 1830 nucleotides. Its product is annotated as myosin heavy chain kinase B-like. The transcript is spliced from 2 exons. Lineage: Eukaryota; Viridiplantae; Streptophyta; Magnoliopsida; Solanales; Solanaceae. Gene Ontology annotation, molecular function: protein binding. The record is from RefSeq and is a predicted model, not a curated record. Bases 193 to 1590 code for a protein of 465 amino acids.
UCUUCUCCUUUUGCAUAAUUCACAAACAUUAUACACACAUUAUAUAUAUUCAUCUCCAAACAUCUUACGUAACUUUUCUUUUCUUUAUUCCAUCCUAUUAAUAGGGAUUACAUAGAAUCUAAUUUUCUAUUUGUUCUGUUCUUGUUUCAUUAUCAUCAACCUUGAGUUUGUUGAUUGAUUUUGGAACAAGACAUGAUGAGGAAUAAUUCAAGAAAACAACACAAUACGGUGACAGAAGACAACAUCAAUAUCCCUGGGAAACAAACAUUUGGGAGCAUGUUACAAUCUGAUCCAAAUCAUGAUCAAGAUGAAUAUACUAAAUUUCGUACGAGCAAUAUAUCUGAAGCUGCAGGCCCUGCAAAUUUCGAUAAUCAACCUUCUCCAUUGAGCUCUGAUUACAAUAUGGUCUCUCCUUCACCUAAUUCGGACGACCAUUAUUCAUUAUCUUCUCCAUAUUCAAUGCCUUCUAUGGACCUAACAUCUCCAUUAUCAAAAUCUCCAUGGUCGUCACACGUCGAAAGUUAUCCUUACACAGGUCUUAUGGGGUCCCUUGUUCGUGAAGAAGGUCAUAUAUAUUCAUUAGCAGCUUCUGGAGACUUGUUAUAUACAGGAUCAGAUAGCAAAAAUAUUAGGGUAUGGAAAAAUCAAAAAGAAUUUGCUGGAUUCAAAUCAAAUAGUGGAUUGGUGAAGGCAAUAAUCAUUUCUGGAGAAAGAAUCUUCACGGGUCAUCAAGAUGGAAAGGUACGGGUCUGGAAGAUAUCUUCUAACGAUCCAAACAUUUACAAGCGCAUUGGAACAUUACCAACUUUGAAAGCUUAUAUAAAAAGUUCAAUGAAUCCAAACAAUUACGUUGAAGUGAGAAGAAAUAGAAAUGCCGUGUGGAUCAAACAUUUUGAUGCUAUUUCAUCUCUUAGCAUGAGUGAAGACCAAAAUCUUUUAUAUUCAGCAUCUUGGGAUAAAACCAUAAAGGUUUGGAGAGCAUUAGAUUUUAAGUGUUUGGAAUCUAUAAAUGCCCAUGAAGAUGCUGUAAAUUCAGUGGUUGUAGGGUUUGACGGGCUAGUGUUUUCAGGCUCGGCUGAUGGAACAGUAAAAAUUUGGAGAAGAGAAUUACAAGGGAAUAAAACAAAACAUUUUUUCUCGCAUACGUUGUUAAACCAAGAAUGUGCAGUAACAUCAUUAGUUGUGGACCCUACAUCCAGUUUCCUUUACUGCGGUUCAUCUGAUGGACUAGUCAACUUCUGGGAACGCGCAAAGUUUUUGUCACAUGGAGGAGUUCUCAGAGGUCAUAAAUUGGCAGUUCUUUGCUUAGCAACUGCAGGAAAUUUAGUUUUUAGUGGAUCAGCUGACACAAAUAUUUGUGUAUGGAAAAGGGAAAGUGGUGAUCAUAUGUGUUUAUCAGUGUUGAAAGGACAUUCUGGUCCUGUCAAAUGUUUGGCUGUUGAAGAAGAUCAUGGACCAAUUACAAGUGGUGAUAGGCAGUUUAUUUUGUAUAGUGGUAGCCUUGAUAAAUCAGUAAAGAUUUGGAGAGUGUCAUCAUGUCCCCCUUCCAUGCAAGCGCAGCAACUUCGAAGCCAAUCUCAUGGGGUAUGAGCUAGCAAAGGCGAGUCACGACUCACGAGUAAAGGCAGUGAGUUCAAAAUGAAUAUCGGUUAUAUAGUACGAGUGUAUAUUUUAAUUAUAUUCACGUAUGUUCGAGUCGAAACCAAAUUCGAUUGAACUUACAGAACUCGUCCUAAUCUCGGCUCGGAGUUAUUAGCACCAAUUUCCAUUGGUGGCUCAUCGUUGCAAUGUAGACGAGUUAGCCGAUGAAAAAAGAUAGCAACGAUCGAA